CGGGAGGAGGGAUUCUUCCCGCCUCUGGCCGGCUCUGCCCUCUCCGGGGCGCACGGAGACAGGAGGCGAUGAUGCCGCGGUGCCAUUCCCACAGGCUGAGCUUCGCGACGUCGUGAGGGGCGAGACUGUCUCUGCAAGUAUAGAACUCACUUUUCUGAACAUGGAAAACACAUAUUCUCCAACAUUUUUAUCUGUACCAUCAGAUGGCCAUGAAUACUGCCUUUAUCCAAAGCGUGUUAAAAUAGAAAGUAAUCAGAAAAGCAUAGAGAAAGAGGAGCAGCAAAAGUUGGAACAAAGUAUGCAUUGUGGGAACAGUUAUCAAACACCACCAAAUGGACCUAUAUAUUUAUCAGAAAUACAAAGCAGCUGGGUACUAGAAAAGGAAAGAUGUGAUAGAGCCAGAAAACCUUGCAUAAGACAAUUUUUCCAUUCUCAAACUUCUAAUAGUGAAAGAUUACCAUGUAGAGUACCAGAAAAUAAACUGCCCACCAAAAAAUGGAGUCCUGAAAAUGAAAAUCAAAACACUGUAGAUGACAUUUCAUUAAAUAUAUAUAGACAGGAUGGUGAAACAGGAUUAUGCAAUCUGUGGAGUUCUACUAGCACAGACAAAAACCUACAUGCACUAAAUCCCUUCCAACUGCAUCAGAAAAAUAUAGAACAGAAUAAAAUAGAAGUUGACAAUGAACUUAAACAAAAGUCUUCAGAUACACCUUUAAAAAGGAACUUGUUUCAGAGGUGGAGACAAUAUCAGCUUUCACAAGUUCCAUUUUCAUGUGGUACUUGUUCUAUGCUUUCUUAUGUAGAAAAUGAGAAAAAUGUUUUUCUGGAAAAAGCAUGCAGUACAGAAAGAAAAGAUUAUUACUGUAAUGAUCAUGAAACUACUACAAAAAGAGAUAAUAAAGAAAAAAAUAGUUCAUCAUCUAUAGCUCCAACACCAAAACCUUUUAAAAGUAUACAACCAUUGGAAAUUCCUAAGUUUUUGAUGAAAGAGAACACAUUUCAAUUUCCUAGUAUCACAAAUAGAAUAAAUAGUGAAAUGCCAUCAACUAACUUGAAGGAGAUGGUUGGGAAGACUCUAAAAGGCCAACCAACUUUGAUGCAAUCUAAACAGAUACAUGGUGUGCAAAAAAUGUCCGAAGUUGGGAACCAAAAAUUGCAGAAUUAUAAAGACAUUCUGAAAGCUUCAUCUGUUGGUUCUGAAUUUGAAGAAAAGAAUUAUCAGUCAACUAGCAAACAAAAGCUCUGCACUGUGGCAGGAGGAAAACUGCCUGUAACUUACUUCAGGGACAGCAGCACUGAUCCAGAAUGUAAUCAAAUAUUUGCUGAAAGUGAUUUUAAAGUGCUGGAGAAUUCAGAGGAUGAUGAUGACCAGAAGUCAAGGAUUCACACUUACAUUAGUGCUAAAAAAGUUCAGAACAAGAAAUUUAUCAGCAUUAUGGAUAUUUUGAGGAGAAUGGAGAGGAAGAGCAGUCAUGAGAAAAUGACAACAUUUCAUAUACACACAAGCAUUCUCGUGAUAACAGAAGCAUUAGAGAAUAAUAAGUUAGACCUACACUAUGGUCUGCACGAUUCCAACAAUGAUAUUAGUUUGCAAGAAGCAGAGUCAAAACUAUUUACAAAUGAAAAACUUGAUAUCAAAAGAUAUUCAGUUGAAAACAUUGUAUUUGAAAGUAGUUGUACUCCCAUUGUUGUGCACAAGUUUCCAGAUAUAAAAGUGAGUUUGAGUGUAACGAGGGAAAAGAAAACAUUCAAAAUAAAGUUUUCAUUUCAAAACAUUUUAUUUGGAGUACUCGGGUCAUGGACCAAAUUGUUAGCUAAAGUUAUGCUUAUGCGUCAGGCUGACAAUAUUAUACAUUGGUUUGAUAUUUGUGAAGCAUUAAGUGAGCAGUGUGAUACUCGAGAGUUAGAAAAGAGCAGUAUCAGUGCAAGCCACAAGAAUAAAACAUGCAUUUGUUUGCUGGCUAUUAUUUCAAAGCAUCUGAAGGUGAAACUACCAAAGAAAAUUCUUGCUUCCAUUUUCAAUGAGAAGAAUGCAUUAUUACCAACUGAAGGGAAAUUUGUGAGAGUGGAGAAACAUGCUUCGUAUGGCAGAAAGCAAAUACAGUUAAAUUCAUACACAGAGAGUAAUCUGAGGCAAAACAGAGAUUUUUAUAAAAAAUAUGAAACUUAUCCAGGCACCGUAAGUUCUAAAUUUGUGGAUAGCAUUACUUUAGAAUUACAUAAUGAACUCCAAAAAAGAUAUUUUUCUAGAUCUUUAGGUAAUGAAAACACCACUUUGCUAACCAGAAGGAUCUUCUUCCAUAACCGAAGAGGUGGAUUAUCUAAGGGAAGAUUUGUCAGAAAGCACCACCUCUUGUCCAGAAGGAGUGAAAUAUUCCACAGCACGUACUUGGAGUCUGUCAGUCAUAGAAAGGAUAUGAAAAAGCAGAUGUUGGAUGCUAAAUGCCUGAUUUUGUUGAAGGACAAUUGUGAUCGUUCUUUGCUAGAGAAGAUGCAGUACUACAAUAUAAAAAAAAUACAGUACUUGAUAAGAAUAAAUCUUCGAUUUUUGAAUUACCUUCCUCCCUGUUCACAACUGAGGUUUGAAAAGGUAAAUAAUAAAUGUUCAAAUCAGCAAAUAUUUAUAACUACCAUGAAACGUGCAAAGAAAAAACCAAGGAAAAUGUUCAACAGUUAUUUUCAUGGAGAAAGGCUUACAGCUUUAUCUCUUGAUUUAAGAGACAAUAAAGAACAGAAAACAAGAAAAUGUAGAAAUUGUGUAAAGACUACAAAGGCAAUUAUAUAUAAGAUGAAAAAAUUCUUAGGUACUUUUAAUGGCAUAAAGGCUGAUAGGAAGGAGAAUUUCAAGUCCAAAGAGCUGCAAAUAAAUUCUCAUAAUUUUCUUUCUAAAAAAUCUCUUCCUCUUUUUGACAGAUAUACAAAAAUUCCCCUUACUAGUGAUUCUGAAGACUUUGUCCAUAUCUCAUUUGUAAGUCAAGAUAAUUCUCUCAAAAAACUGUCAACUGUACAAAACACAGUCAUUAGUUUAGAAAACAUUCAUAAUUUGCCUGCUAAAAGUAAAGAUGUUUUAAUGUUACCUGAGCAGUCAAAAACAAUGGAAAAAUGCAGUUCUCUCUUGUUACAAGAUAGCCAAACAAGCAAACCUGAAUAUUGCAAAGAAAUAGAAGCAUAUACCCUAAAUUUAUUCAAUGAAAAGGAAUUUGUAGAAUUUCCAAAUACUCAUUUAAACUCUGGAAAUGCAUUUCCUAGUUCCUUAAGCUGUUUUCUGUACAUCACUUCACUACUACCUAGCAAGUCUUUUGUCACUAAAGAUGGAGCUGUAGGUGAAGACAGACAUAGUAGGAUUUCCUUAGGUGCAGACAAACAAAAACGAUUUGAAAAAAAUCAUGCCUCUAUGCCUUACCUAUCCGCAAGAAGUCCUACUGUAACAUGUACAUACUUGCAAUUGCAGGCUAAUGAAACAGUGUAUUUUUCUUUACAAGGACACACUGAGACAAAUAAGGCUGUCAGCUUCGAGCCAGCAACUUUGAAACAACAUCUUGAACAUGUAAAAGAACAGGAAGAGAUAAGUGAUGAACAAAUGCAUGCAACUAAUGAAAGUCAAUGUGAGACUGUAAUGAAUGACUUGAUUAUGUCAUAUUCAGAAGAUGAAGCUAAAACAUUCAUUGCUGCAAAAGAGAAAUUAAAAAUGCAUUUAUCUUUAAUGAACAAUGGAUGUCUUGGAGAAGUAAAAGAUGAAUGUUUACCUUCAGAAAUUAAAAUCACAUAUGAAUUUGAACUGAAAAGAAAAUUUGAUUUAGUGCUAGAAGAGCUACAUAUGUUUCAUGAAAUUAGCAAGGAAGAUGAAAACAAUUUAUCUAGUAUGGAAACAAACUCUCACAAUGAUUAUUGUGAAUUAAUUAGUUCUGAGGGUAUAGAAGAAAAUAAAGAAAGUGUUUCUGAAAAGGAACCAUAUCUUUCCUCCCCAGUCUGUGGUACUAUAAAAGAAGAAAACAUAACUGACAGUAAUGAAAGUUUAUUUAAUGAAAGAAUAUCACUUGACAAUGAAAAUAUGGAAGUUUCUAAGGAGUACUGCAUUUCAAGACUGACAAGUGAAGAGUUGCUACAUUCACCUAUUGCAGAAGGCUACUUUUAUUCAGUUUACAAAAAGCCAUACACAUGGGACCCUGCUUUUUUAUCCCGCACACUUCUAAAGGAAGAAAAUUAUAAUUUACCGAAAGAAGGAGGAUGCUUAGGAUAUUUUCUGUCACAGGAAGUUACAAGAGUACAGCCUCUCAAAACAUGCAAGAGACCCAUCAGAAUUGGUCUGUCAAAAAAAGCUAGGCCCCGAAAACUUCAUCCUUAUUUGAAAUGACUUGCUGGAAUCUCUUACCAGUCUUCAAAUGGAAACAGUCUGCCUAAAAAUUGUUGAAAUGUUUUUAUGCUAAGUUUGUAUGUGGUUAGUUUGAUCUUUGUGGUUUAAUUUUUUUGAGGUAUUAAUAUUGCAUUACUUGCUAGUAAUUUAUUUAUUUAGGAAUACUCUUGUGAAUAUUUGAUAGCAAAUAAAUUUAUGGUGAAUGUUUGCUAGUAGAAAUGUUAAUGGAAAGAUGAGACCCUUUUAAAGUUCAUGCAAUAUUAAUAAAAUUUGACAUGUAUUUCUCAUUUAUUAGAAUAUACUGUUGAAAUGUUCUGUCUUACU
Molecule: messenger RNA, 4678 nt
Organism: Numida meleagris (helmeted guineafowl)
Lineage: Eukaryota; Metazoa; Chordata; Aves; Galliformes; Numididae
Gene: RAD51AP2
Product: RAD51 associated protein 2
Exons: 4
Coding region: 161-4354 (1397 amino acids)
Source: RefSeq, a predicted model, not a curated record